UCCUCCUCUGAUGAAAAAAAUGCAGUUUUCAUUCGGAAAACUGCAUUUUUCGCCCUCACUCUAACCUCUCACUUGAUUUUGUUAAAAUCUAUGAAUUUUGCUUUCAAAAAAGACUGGAAGUUAUUUACAAAUUUUUACCCUUUUCUCUGAACCGUCAGUCAGAUGGGGUGUACAUGUGAUACUAAAGUUUCCGCGCGAAAUGGCUUGGAUAUCUCUCAGCGCGAUGAGUGAAAAAAGUGGGGGUCGCAAUACACUAUUCAUCUUUUAAAUGAAAAAGAGAUGAAAAUGCGAAUUUCUCUCAUAUUCUGGAAAAUCAAGAUACGCUUUUUUGAUAAUUUUUUAAACUUUUUUUAGCAUCAUCGCAAGUUUUUCUGGUAUAUACAAUAAUUAAUGAUCAAAGAAAACGAGAAAUACGUGAAAAACGUGCAUAUUCUGAUCAUUCAAAAACUAGUUGUACAGCACAAGAACGACAGGAGACAGCCGUUAAGCUUUCUUAUAAUUACAAUUUUCACUCAAACCAAGCAAAAAUUGUUGUUGAUAAUAUGACAUUUUUAUCAUCGUUUGUCGUCCCAUUUCAUCUGGCCUAUUCGCCACUGUGUGCAUCAGAAUCAUGUCAAAGUGAGCUGAAAGAGAAGUGUCAACAACGGUUCGAUGCAGGAAUAGGCACCGAAAUUUUAUUUACAUUCACUGAUGAUAAUGGACGUUUAUUCACUUUUAAAGCAGCACUGUCAUCUGCUUCACAACAGCCACCACCAAUUUCUGGCAGCACGGCUACAACUGCGAAAUCAUCAGCGCGAAAACCUGAAUUAGAAAAAGGUAUUAGAUUUAUUUCGAAGAAUCCACCAGCUGAGGCAGUACCUGCUGCGCUACCAUCAACAACUGCAACAACAAAUCGUAGAUGGUUUUCCGCAGUUCCAUUAAUUGCUUUAUGCUCUCUCGGGAUAUUGGGUUUGCUAUUAGUAGCAACUAUUGUUGUAGCCUUGAUACCUGUGUAUCUAUCAAAACGGACAGUGGCACAUCAGGCUAACCUAAGUAAGUCAGAGACUACAUAUUUCUUAUGAUGGGUUGUAAUCAUCCGCGAAAGAUUUGCGUGUCUCCUAGGGGCAUUCGUCUCACCAGCUGAUAUUAUAGAACACAUCGAAAAACAGGACGAGCACUGUUCGUGCUAUAUCGCUUCAUAAAAAGGCUGAUUAUGUCCCGUUUUCUGAUGUCAUUUCCCAACACCUGCAGAGCAAGGACCCUUUUUUCAGCCCUCAUUUUUUCUAAUCCGUCACCCGUUCGUC
Messenger RNA from Didymodactylos carnosus, 1283 nucleotides. The record is from the annotation of a GenBank genome assembly. NCBI's taxonomy places the organism in Eukaryota, Metazoa, Rotifera, Eurotatoria, Philodinida, Philodinidae.